GCGAUAUAAAUGUCGCAUCCCGCAUUCGUGUUCUGCAUCCUGGUAACCGAGGCAAUGUCUUUUCGGGUUCUUGCAUUCUCUGCAGUUCUUUGCUGUGUCCUGGCACGGAGAGUGCCCAGGCCGCAGUUAGACGAACACUGGGAAAUCUACAAGGGCGUACACAGCAAGGAAUAUGUACCAGGAGAAGAACACGACCGAAGACUCAUCUGGGAAGACAACUUGGACUUCAUCCGGAGGCACAACCUAGAGUAUGACCUGGGGCUUCGGACGCACACGGUGGCAGUCAACAGUUUUGCUGAUUUGACAUCGGAGGAGUACCGCCAGCUUUACCUCGGCUACCGUCCGAGCGAGAGAAAGAAGACUGCACUGGGUGUACACAACGAAGCUUCAUUGCACGAUAUUCCGGACGAGAUCGACUGGCGUGAUUAUCACUAUGUAACUCACGUGAAAGAUCAGGGUAAGUGUGGUUCCGGUUGGGCAUUCUCAGCGAGUGGAGCUCUGGAAGGGCGGCAUUUCGGGGACACGGGAAAUCUAAUCCGCCUCAGCGAGCAGAACCUGGUGGAUUGUGAUAAUACGUCAUCAGGCUGCGAAGGAGGAAGCAUGGUUAACGCUUUUGAAUACGUGUUCUACAAUGGUGGUAUCGACACGGAACUGUCAUAUCCGUACACGGCUCGUAAAGGAAGUUGCAAGUUCAGUAAAAGCAAUGUAGGAGCUGUUGACCGAGGAUAUAUGGGCAUCGACCAGAGCGAAGAUGCUCUAAAGAGUGCCGUGGCCAUACAUGGACCCAUUGCUGCAGCUAUCGAUGCCUCUCAUCGGUCCUUCCGAUUCUACAGUGGCGGCGUUUACAACGAACCUCACUGCAGCUCUCAUAAGCUCGACCAUGGGAUCCUUGUCAUUGGCUACGGUACAGGGGGUGAUGGCGACUACUGGUUAGUCAAGAACAGCUAUGGAAUAGGCUGGGGAGAGAACGGCUACAUCCGCAUGAGCAGAAACAAGGACAACCAAUGCGGCAUCGCAUCCGAUGCAUCUUACGUCAUAGGCAUAAGCAGCAACAUAGACUGGUAACAAUGGGCCGCUCAGGUUACAUGCGACACACACACGCACGAUAAGAUAUAUCAGAAAACAAUGGAAAUCAUGUAUCGAUAGUGUGAACAAUGGGUUCCAGGUUUCAAUAACAUGCGCCGCCAGGAUAAGGUAAGGGUUAACUCAGGUAAACAAUGGGAACUCACGUGUCGAUAGUGUUUGAUAGGCACCUGGACGCACAUUUAAUGACUUUUAUUAACACGCAAUGACAUGUAAUAACACGCAAAUGACAUGUAAUAACACGCAAAGGACAUGUAAUAACACGCAAAGGACAUGUAAUAACACGCAAUGAUAUGUAAUAACACGCAAAAACAUCCGAUGACGCCGCCUGUAGUUUCGGUUUCGGUUUCAAAUAAAUGGACGCCAAGCUUGGUUGCUCCACGUGUA
Messenger RNA from Ornithodoros turicata, 1470 nucleotides. RefSeq names its product procathepsin L-like. Gene Ontology annotation, cellular component: lysosome. Gene Ontology annotation, molecular function: cysteine-type endopeptidase activator activity involved in apoptotic process; cysteine-type endopeptidase activity. Bases 10 to 1065 code for a protein of 351 amino acids. NCBI's taxonomy places the organism in Eukaryota, Metazoa, Arthropoda, Arachnida, Ixodida, Argasidae. The record is from RefSeq and is a predicted model, not a curated record. Gene Ontology annotation, biological process: positive regulation of apoptotic signaling pathway; positive regulation of peptidase activity; immune response. The transcript has 5 exons.